AAGCAUACUCAAGCACCCGGAUGUCUCAGGCCUUGCCACUUGCGUGAGCGGAACUGCGACGUUUUUCAUUCCGAGCGCAUGUAGCCGCCCUCGGGAAUAAAGGGAAGUAGGCAAUGACGCCAUCGUUGACAGCCGUGCGAUUUGAGUGGAAACGCUCAUAUUUUGAACGAGACUGUAACCAGAGCUGUCGCAAAAGAAGGGUCCAGUGCUUACGUCCACGCGUGAGCUCGAGCGCGUCGCCAUGUGACGUGCUCUUGAUGACGUCAACGUAACCGCUCUCUCAUAUAGUAUCCAGACGUCUACCUACUGCAGUUUAUCGACCAUCUACACGUCCUUUGAACUAUCUUCUUGACAAGUCAGACCUACUCAUAACCCUCUUCCCACACAAUCACUAUCAUCACACCACACACCAACAUGUCUGCACCACCUGCACCGAACAACCCUGGCCUUGUCUCUUCCCACGCCCAAUACGUCAAGGGCGCUGCUGAGGAGACCAUCGGAAACGUUACCGGUGCUGAGGCAUGGAAGGCAUCGGGCGCGCAAGACAAGUCGCAAGCCGUCGACGCAAUGAAGGCGGCAUCAGCGAACCGUGAUCCCAACCAACAAGGCAUGGGAGGCAUCGAGGAGAAGGCAGGAAACCUCGUCGGCUGCGAAGGCAUGCAGAAGGAGGGUGCUGAGAGUAAGAAGCAAUAGACGGCAGCCAUACACGUUGCAAUGAGAUAGUUUAAUGAGAAACCAAGUCCCAAACAAGGACAAAUGUGC
This is a messenger RNA of Alternaria alternata, 762 nucleotides long. RefSeq lists its product as hypothetical. The record is from RefSeq and is a predicted model, not a curated record. The transcript has 2 exons. Bases 415 to 693 code for a protein of 92 amino acids. NCBI's taxonomy places the organism in Eukaryota, Fungi, Ascomycota, Dothideomycetes, Pleosporales, Pleosporaceae.